Messenger RNA from Amoebophrya sp. A120, 2637 nucleotides. The record is from the annotation of a GenBank genome assembly. NCBI's taxonomy places the organism in Eukaryota, Dinophyceae, Syndiniales, Amoebophryaceae.
AGAAUGAGUGUCUCCACACUCAGAAAAGAUAUUUGUUAGAUUGCACACUUGCUCUAGAUGGUUUUUUUUAACAAAAUCAUGUUGAAGUAAAUGUUGUAGAGGAGCAGGCGGUUUAUGUACGAGCAAGUGACCCGUCUACUUCUGGUCCGAGAAACCACUUUCUAGGAUCCGAUGUGGUGGGCCCGCGAGCGUGUGAAGCUUCCGGGCCAGGAGGCGGCGCCUGCCACCGCGACGGAGACCGUCGCUAGCGAAGAGGUGGUGAAGCUCGCGAUUGAGUUUGGCGACUUGGAAACCGCCUGCAGCUACUUGAGCUCGCGGCUAACCCAGAUGAAUGUGAUGUGCGACAACUUGAAAGCGAAAAACGAUGACCUCAAGCGGUGUCGGGACGUGUCAGAUAAGCUGCAGGCGCUGAUCAAGCGGUUCGAAAAGCAACACCAGGAGUUGGUGGCGGAGCGGAGGAAAAGCAGUGAGGUGGAGCGCCUGCGCCAGCGCAAUGCCCGCCUUGAAGUUGACAACGAAAAGCUCGCCCGCGAAAACUCCGAGAUGAAGCUGCAGGUUUAAUACUCUCUUUGGUUUCGGAUCUUCGGUUUUAGUAGUUGGAAACAAAUAACACGAUAUACAUAUAGAUAUUGGUCAGUAGUGACGGUGAGUCAGCUGCAGCUCGAAGUUAAUUAUAGAGUCGUUGACUCAACAACAGACAGACAAAAAAUUCAAAAUGAUCGACCUCAACCCGCACAGAUGAAAGAUGCGAUUGCGCUGGUGGAGCGUCGCGCAGCCAUCGAGACACCAAUGGUCAAGGCGCGGGCCGGCAUGUGGGAGGCUGAGACGCGCGCGAAGCUUGAGGAAUACCGCCUCAAGGGUUCCAGUUUAGCCGAGAUCUGUGCGCAACAGCAGGCCUUUAUCGAAGAGCACUUCCUGCGACUUCUGCUGCAGGCAGACAACGGAGAUCCCAUGAGCAUGCCGGAAGGAAAAGCGAUGUAUAAUUUUUGCGUGUAGUAAGUAGUUACGUUUAGUAAGCACAUAGCACGAGACGACCACGGAAACGAAUCUUCUGUGCCCCCCCGAUCCGUGAUUUUUUGAAGACGUUGUAGAAAGUACAGACAGAUCGCUCUUUCAUAUGAAGAGUUCAAGAAGAAGUUUUUGAACAUUGGCAUUGCACAGCGCGUGCUGAUACGUGCUUAGUAUAAUGCAUUGGCAAAGUAAUGAAAAUGAUCCACUCCUUCUCCUAUCACCACAGGGCACAAUAUGACGCCUGGCGAGCGGGUGUCGAUGCCGGAAAGCUCACCUUCGACCCGACAGAUACAGUGCCGGAACUGAGCUUAUUUGGCGACGGCAAGCCCGCACUCUCUCAUCGCAGUAAGUACCUUCGUUCAUCUAGAUAUUAGCGCAUGUUUUCGCUGCUCACACUUUUACUUUUUCGCUUUAAUAUCUCCGCUUAAAGAUCCUUGACCCUGUGCAUCAUGAGGGCUGGGCUGCAUGGUUUUUUUCUUCUAGAGACCCGAACCCGAUCCUGAAGAACCACGAUGAUAUCUUCUUGUGACGCGAAAGGCACGAAGAUUUUGGGCACCGCCUGUUAGCGUUACACAAUGUUGAAAUGUCAAUGUCUCAGGUCCAGCUUCUCGACGCCAGGUGUCGACGCCCCAGGGUCCUAGUGAGGAGCAGGAGAACGAGGACGCUGCGGAUGAAAUUCUGCGAAACCGGCAAGCCGAGAGGGGCGAGCAGACCGGUGCUGCUGGGGGCGCGGGCGCGAGCUCUGAGCAGCGGCCACAAGAGCUGGAGCACGACGGGACAAACAAGUCGGCGUCCGGGCGCAGCGGCGCUGGGGGAGGCGGCAGUGACGACGGCGCAGAGGGAGAAGGCGCGACCCACGAGCCGCGGUCCGACUACGAGCAGGAGGUUCACUCCGUAGCGCCGUCGUCCUUCUUUGACGACGAAAAGAAGAGGUCGGUCGGAACACAGUUUCCGCCACCGCCGUUGCAACUCAGUCUGUUCUCGCACUCGGGAAAAAACGCCCUCGCAGAUCGGCAGAAAGGGGCGCUAGACGACCUGCACGUAACCAUCUGAGGUAGGUCGUGCGAGGGUGCUAUGAGAGAAAGACAAGUAGACCUCUGCUAUAAGUCCUCUGAAUGCCAAUUAUAUUGCAUGGCGAGUACGUUGGGCUUUUUCUUUCUCUUACUCCCCUCCCCUGCUACUGCUUAUGAGCCUAUGCUCGACAAAUAUCGUUUACUAUACACCUGUUUGUCUUUUUCUCGCGCAAAAAUGUCUGAUGUACUGCUUCCAAGGACACGGACAGAUACCAGAAGAUAACGCUAUCGCCGCCUGUGAGUUUACCUUGUAGUGCUUUAUCGUAUCAAUGAUAUAAGUAAAAACAAAAUUAGCAUUUCUAGAGGCGCCGCCACUUGAGCUUUUCUUGUGCGGAUUCCUGAUUGUUCACAUGUAAAGUUGUACAUGCAAGAAACAAAACUACAGUCAGCGUCACUCCGAUAACCUGUACCAAAUCUUGAGAAAUAGUUCACAUUUGAAUUGUACAUGAGCUUCGUUGCAGGUGCAUUCUGCAUUGUACAGUCGGCCGCCAUCCUAGCGGAAAAUGUACGUAAGGACUAGACAUGUUGCACUUGUAAUUUACGCUUGAAAACG